This is a messenger RNA of Apis cerana (Asiatic honeybee), 8126 nucleotides long. Its product is annotated as platelet binding protein GspB. Gene Ontology annotation, cellular component: plasma membrane; signaling receptor complex. Gene Ontology annotation, biological process: protein phosphorylation; multicellular organism development; cell surface receptor protein tyrosine kinase signaling pathway. Gene Ontology annotation, molecular function: ATP binding; transmembrane receptor protein tyrosine kinase activity. The record is from RefSeq and is a predicted model, not a curated record. NCBI's taxonomy places the organism in Eukaryota, Metazoa, Arthropoda, Insecta, Hymenoptera, Apidae.
GUCGCCUCGCAGUGUAGCAUGGACUCGUGUGGCGCACACUUCUUUUAAAAGUGGUAGCACGCGCGGUUUCGAAUAUUUGCUUUUAUUUUCGGCGUAUUCAAUUACGUAGACGCGAGUGACAGUUGACGAGUGUAUAAUGUUUGCCGAUUGACAAUCCUUCGUGUGAUAUGAAUCGAGAGAACGAAGAGAAUUCGCGAAAUUUCACCGACCUAGAGUUUCUCAUCCGUGAACGGUGCACUCGUUUCGUACGCGGGGUUCUGUCCUAUGCGCAGUAAUUAUGACAAUUCGUUCGAUCUGCGCACGUAUCGAAUUUGUGGCGUCAAAGGGACAACUUCGCGUUGUAUCGACAAAGAAAAUUUAAACGCGGAGAAAUAAUGCGUGAAUCACAAUCGAAAUAAUUUGUGCGAAUUUUUUAAUCGUGUUUUGUCCUAUUAUCAUCGUGUUUAUCGCGUUUUUAAUAAUAUGCGAGGAUUAGCAUUCGGUACACGAUUGCGGUAUUCGAACUUCCCGCUUCGAGCGUUCGAUAUUUUCGAGCUUUCCUCAUCGAAAUUCCGAUUCUCGCGGUUUGCGAAAAUGUGAUCGAAUGGCGUGUCCCGCGUCGUGCGACGGAUUUUUCGUGCCCGGAAAACGCAUAUUUUCGCGAUCAAAAUGACGGUGAACCGAUCGGUGGUAACAAUAGUGUUAAUAUUAGUGACUUUUGUGAUUGUGUUAGUGCAUAUGAAGGAUGUGACGACACUGGAAUACGACAAUCUUCUUUUGGCAAACGAGACCAACGCCAGGCAUCGCGUCCAUACAGGUAUGAUGAAUUUUGAAUAUAGAAGAUUGGAUCUGUGGUGCGAAAAUCUUGGACGGAUACGUAAGAGCGACCAUGGUAUUUCCUCAUUGCAUGGAUUUCCCUCUGAUGCGACGGUAAUCAAGUGCGCAUUAUCAAGGAGCGUACGCGACAUUCCAGAGUCCUCGAUCGGCGAUCAUCGUCAGGGUCGCAUGUCCCUCCAGGCCGAGCUACCGUCGUCCAAGGCGAAGAGGGAGCAAGCGCUUCGCAGCAUCCUCGCUGCGAGGAGGCGACAGAUCUUCAGCCAGCGGCCAAUCUCGGAAUCUCGGAAUCUGAACCGUACGCCGAGACCGUUGGACGCGUCCGCGAAAGACGCGUCGGUCGACGUUCUCGAGGCCCAGGAGACGAGGCAUGGGAUGUACGUAACCGCGGCUGCCGGCAAACCGGGAGACGAAGAAACGUCGGGCAGAGUCAUCGACGGGGGCGAGGCGACGUCGAACGUGGACAUCGAGUUCGUGUCGAGGGACGAGGAACGGGGGAAACGGGUCGUCGAGCAGAGUUCAACGGGGAAAACGGGGAACGAGGAUCUCUCGAUCGGCGACAAGAGCUCGUUAUCCCCGUCCACCACAUCUUUCUCGUCCCUCGUCCCAAAUCAAAAAUCUUCGGACACGGAAACUCGUGGAAGGAACACGGUCCCUAUGCCGGAGUCGCUCUACAAUUAUUUCAGGCCGGUCGAGAGUAACAUACCGGUCGAGGACAUGUCGCAAUUCCUCUACUUCGGCCAGAAGAUUCAACCGGAAAUUCAGAACGGGACGAGUAGCGGUAGUAAUAACAAUACGGCUGAGUCGACGGCCACGGCGCCGACCGCGGCCAACUCCAGAAGAAGGUAUUCCAUGAAGAGGAAUUCGACGACACCGGUACCGGUGGCCAGGUUGGAGGAGAUGCUCAACGAGGAAAUGAACAUCGCUGUGGAACGGCAGACGGUGGAGAAGAACAAGGUGUCGAAGAUGAAGAACGCGUUCAGGGGAGCGGAAAACGGGGUUUACUACAGGAAGGCGAGGCCUGCGGAGACGACGAUCGCCUCGAACGUUAUUGGAACGGGGAACGGUACCGAUAGAUCGGACUCCGUCGCGGAAAAUAAAUUUCGCGACGAUAACCCGUCCGCUCACGUGGAGCACGAGCCGCGGCGCGAGAGAGGAAGUGCCGCUGCCCACGUGGCCGGUGAAACGUGGAAUGCGACCAACUCGACCCAGAUACCGAGCGGGCAGCCCGUUUCCGCGAUCACGCGCGAGCGGAACGGGGCAGAAAGUGAAACCAAGCUGAAAGAUCGUCCCACGGACGCCUCGAACAAAUCGAAGCCCGUAUUAUCCUCGACCGUGAACGGAGUGGAGAAGCCGUCCAAGGUUUAUCCUCGAAAGAGGAAGAGCAACGAUCCAUCCUCGCCCGCCGCGUACCUCGAGGACGAGGUAGCCUUCUCGAAUCCUCGAGAAUCGUUGGGGAUGGACGGAAGCGCGAAAGAGGAACGAGGGAUCGACGAAGCGAACUAUCGGACGACCGUUGUUGCCUGCCGCGAGAGCAACAACAUCGAGACGUCGACUUCGAGGGAGAAGCUCCUCGGCCGUUCCUCCACCGAACCGUUUCGAGUCGUGUGGACGUCGCCGGAAACGUCCACCCUCCGCAUCGUGGUGACGGAGGGAAGGUUGGGGCAAGGCUCGGCCGACGAGUAUACCGUUAAACCGGUCGUCGAUUCCACGGAGGGACGAGCGCGCGGCCUCGACGUCCUUGCCACCCCGAGCACUCUCGCGGGACCGAGCGGGGCCGAGGGGGCACGUUGGAAGGGGCGGCACAGGGAACAGAAGCAGCAGCAUUAUGGAAGGCUCGACGAAGGGAGCGGCGUGUUGGCGCGGGAACACGAGCGGGAUCGGGAUCCACGGCAUCGGGAAGAAGAACAGCAGCACCAGCAGCAGCACGUGUACGCUUACACGAUAACGAACGUGACGCGGCUAUUGCGCAACUACACCGGACCUGGGUUAAGCAGAGAGGAACAAGGAGGUCGAGAGGCGAGCACGGGUACGACCGAGAUAACGAGCGGAUCGCGGCGUCAGCAGGCAGAGGCAGAGCCGCAGCCGCAGCCGCGGUCGCAGCCGCCGCCGCCGCCGCCUCUUCUGCCUCCUCCUCGUGGCGGCGGCGCGGCAGGUAUAGAGGCAGGCCGAGCGCCGGCGGAACUCAGUGCCGGCACGACCGUCGAACCAGCCGCAGCCGGUGGUGAAGCGUCCGCUCACCUGGUGGGGGAACGACAGAGGAAAGUGGUCGUUGCAGUCGGUGCGCACCAGUCGCAGCAGCAGCGCGCGGUCAACAGAGCGCAGUUGCAGCUGACCGCCGUAAACAAGAGCGGGCCGAGGUCGGCCAAGACCGCGGAAGCGUAUCACCCGAGAGGCGGCGUGCGUUGGAGUCGCGCGAAGCCCAGGAGCACGGAGAUCGAGGGGCUGAACGAUAGAAGGUUUCUCAGGAAGUCGGCGAGCGCUGUGUUGAAUCAGAGGAUCGGGGCUGGUCCCGAGGGAGAGGAGGACGGGGCGGUGGCAGGGAAGAGGAGGAGGUUGACAAAUGGCCAGAGCCAGAAGAGGGUCAAAGGGACGAGGAACGUAGACGAGGAUUCGGAUACGGUUAAGAACGAGAGCGGUUCGAUAGCAGGGGACGAGAGGAAUUCGAGGGUCGGAGCGAGGGUCGAGGAUGUGACGAUCGCGAACGGGAGCGGAGAGGGUACGAUUUUGGAAAACGCGACGACGGUGGAUACGACGAGCGGUGGCACGAUGCAGCAGAGAGUUUCGUCCGCUCCCUCCGUGGAAACGGAAACGGUGCUCGAUUCGACCGGUGGUGGCGGUGGUGGCGAUGGUGGUAGCGGUGGUCCUCUUCCGACAGCGGUGAACGCGACCACCACGGACGAGGGCGGAAGUAGCGAGCAAGCGGAAGCGGUGACCAAGGCGAGCGCAUUCGAAACCAAAGACGAAACCGUGGGGCGGGCGAGCGACGAGGAGAGCGUCGUCGUACCGUCCACGAGCACCCGCGGUAUCGGGAAGAGCGGCGCGGAUAAUGGCACCGAGAACGGAAGCGGUUCGCCGACCGUGACAGUGACCGCGGCGUCCGACGAAACGAUCGUGGCCAAAGAGACUACCGCGCCGGCGCCCGUUUUCCCCGUUACGCCCAGAAUGAUCGCGAAAGCGGCCCGAGACCCGAUCGAGACUUUCACCUCGAAGCCGACCGAGGCCCCCAACCAAAUCGCGGAUACCAAAACGGUGGCCGGCCUCGUCGAUCCCUCCGUCGACACGGAAAAAGUGUACGAGUCUAAGGAUCGCGGGAUCACGACCAUGACCACGACCGCGAGUGCAACCGCGUCCUCGUCCAUCGCCACGACGGAAGCGUCGACGACCACCACCACUGCCACCACCGCCACCACCACCGUCACCACAUCCUUGCCCACCGUGCAAAUAGAGAUCUCCACGAUCGCCCAAGACCAAAGCGCGACGACCACCACCGAUUCGAAGGAGCCGAGACCCUUGGAAGACGCGUCUCCUUCGAUCUUGACGGCAGACCUGGCAGAUGGGAGGCGAGGGUCCGGCGAAAGGUCACCGGAAGUGAGAGGGAGGAAUCUGUCGGACAAGUCGCAGGACGCGUCCACCGACAAGGACGACGUGCUACCCAUAAUGCAUCUGUACAACACGUCGGACAUCUUCAACAACACCGGCCCGGUGAACCCGUUCUCCCGGGGAACGGAGCGGCGGGCGGAACACCCGCUUCCGGCCAAGCAGCCCUCCGAACCUUCGAGAACGACCGAGAAAACCAGCGACACGAUUACACCGAGGAGCGCGGAGAAUUGGACCCGUGGCCCGGACACGAGGAAGGACAGGCACGAGGAGAGCAAUCAGGUCCCGGCGACAGGCCCGGGCAGAGGAUCGUCGACUAGCAACGGAAGUGGGAAUCGUACGAGGCACAGGACCGUGUAUCACCAUCCCAUUUUGCCCGAAUACAACACUUCGGUGUAUCCGAGCGAGUUGAACAGGACGUUGUUCGAGACUGGACUGAUAUCGGUCAGUCCAAGGGAGUCGGUGAAUAUCAGUGAAGUGAUAUCGAAGAGGCACGACGGGGACGCGAUCGCGUCCCAGGAGACGGUCGCCGUGGUCAGCUACAUCUUGGCGACGUUGGUCGUGUUCCCGAUCGCCGUCGGCGUUGGCCUAAUUCUUAGAAGACUGAUACUUAGGAAUCGUAAGGUGCUGGAGGAAUCGGAUACGUCGUCGGAAAUAAGUUGCAGGAAGGAUGCUUUGAAUCUCGAGAAUGGCGACUUCAAAACGUCCAUCGAGAAAGCGAUCACUAAACUUCCCAGGAUACAACACUUGUGUCACGAAGCGGAGAAACCACCGCCCCCUUCGUCUCAAGAAUCCAGAUGGGAGUUUCCUAGAGAUAAGCUUAGGUUACAGACGGUCCUCGGCCAAGGAAACUUCGGCCAGGUCUGGAAGGCUGAAGCCGAUGAUUUGACAGGUCAUCAGGGGACGACCCGGUUAGUGGCCGUGAAAACGGUGAAAGAGGGUGCUUCCGAUCGUGAGAAGGAGGAUCUGGUUCGAGAACUGGAAAUCAUGCAGCAGCUUGGCAGCCAUCCAAACGUUGUCACUCUUCUGGGUUGCUGUACGGAACAAGAGCCUCAUUAUCUCAUACUCGAGUACGUGAUGUACGGGAAAUUGCUGGCCUAUCUUCGAGAUCAUCGCACCAGGCAGGAUUUCUACAAUUUCAGCGAGGACUCCGCGGCGCUUACAUCCAGGGAUCUCACCGUGUUUGGGUACUGCGUGGCGAGAGGGAUGGAGUAUCUUGCGUCGAAAAAGAUCAUCCACCGCGAUCUCGCCGCGAGGAACGUGCUCGUGGACCACAACAAGCUGUGCAAGAUCGCUGACUUCGGUAUGUCCAGAUUCGCGGACGGGGAUGGAGAGGUGAUCGAGACGAGACAUGGCAGAAACGCGUUGCCGAUAAGGUGGAUGGCGCCCGAGUCGUUGAUCUACUCGCUCUUCACCACCAAAACGGACGUGUGGAGCUUUGGAAUCUUGAUGUGGGAGAUUGUCACCCUGGGUUCGACACCGUACCCGGACAUGACGGCACGGGAAGUGAUGCGGAACGUGCAGAACGGUUAUCGACUGGAGAGGCCUUCGCACUGUCGAAGCGAGUUGUUCAGAGUGAUAUCCCGGUGUUGGCACGCCGAUCCAGACCGGAGGCCGGAAUUCCAAACGCUGAGAAGGGAUCUGGCCCAGCUUCUCGAGGACAAUAUGAACGGACAUUACGUGGACCUCGAGAGUUUCGCAUCCGAAUGCACCGAUUGAGCAUUCAUUUCGAUUCAAACGAAAUUCUUUUGGAAAUUAUUUUCUAUUUCGACGAUCAUCGAGACCGUCGCGCGUGGAUCUGCAUCGAUAUCGAUUAGUGGACAUUUGAACGAUGUUCGCUGAAACAACUCGUUCGAUACUUUUGAAAUCGUAUUCGUUUAUGAGGUGUUGACACUUAAUCGAUAAUUGUACGAGUGGCGUGAUGUUUCUGUUCAUGUAUGAGGUUUCUUUUAACGCGAUCUUUUUACACGCUUUGACCGGGAAAUGGAAAAGCAGUCAAUUAUGAAAAUCUUUACACGAAUAGGUCUUUGUAUCAUAUAGGGAGGGAUAUUAAUAUUUGUAAAGAAUUGUUGUACAAUUGGAACUAAAGAAUCCGUCCAUGCUGUUCUAAUUUUCUUUUUUUUUCUUUUUCCUAUAAGGAUUUUAUACUUGGAACGAGGAAAUUUCUGACAGAGAGAAAGAGAGAGAAAGAGAGAGAGAGAGCAUAUGUAGAUUUUAUAUAUUGUAACUUUUUGUAAAAGUUCUGGAACUAUGACAAUGCCCUGUUCUUUGAAAUAAUAAAUAUUUUAACAUGGGUGCAUACAAAGAAAAAGUGCUAAUAUGAAAUUCGUGAAAGACGAGUUAAAUAUUAAAAUAUUUUGCACGAGAUGCAAAAUCAAGAAAGGACAGAGUGGUUGUGUGAAUAGUUUUGGCGUUGAAAAGAUAAAACGAAUGAUCUAACAAUGCAAAUAUGAAAAUAGAAUAACGUAUGACAUGUACAGUUAAAGAUAAGAGCCGUUCUUCGCUGUUUCUUUCUUCCAACGAGGAGAAAACAUCUAAGAUUCUUUUCUAAGUAUUUCGUUUAGUAUUAUUUGUAAUGUAUCUCCUCUCCUUCUUCAAUCAAUGCGCCAGUCGUCGAAGAUUCGUUCCUAUCGGUGUUUUUCGUUAAAUAGUUAACGAUUUAUCGAUAUAUAAAAUAAUAUUGUAAAUUAAAAAAACAUGCUGUAAAAAAUGUAGAAACAAAAAAAAAAGAAACAUCGUUUGCUCAUAGAUAUAUUUAACGAGUAAUAAAAAAAAUUGCUCGAAGAAAAGCUCCGAUAAACGAUCAAUUGCACAAUUGCAUCAAACAUGAAUCGAGUGACAAUGUAUCAAUCGAGCGAUUUUCAUUUUUGCUCAAAAGUCGCAGGGUAUUUCGUAUAAAAUUAAAUUAACAUUUACUUUAUUUCAAUAUCGAAAGAAAUAUAAUGAAUUUUCUAAAACUUUGAGCAAGGGUGUAUAUCGUUUUAUCGUUGUGUAUUAUAUAUUUUUCACUUCUUUUCCAUUGUAUAUAAACUCAUGUUUCAAACGCAUCGUAUCGAUCAAAAAAAAAAUCUUGAAAAAAAUAAAUGCGAUCUUUUUCUAUCGUUCCAUCAUAGUUAUAUCGAUUAUUGUAACAAUAGUUAUUAUUAUUAUUAUUAUUAUUAUUAUUAUUAUUAUUAUUAUUAUUAUUAUUAUUAUUAUUAUUAUUGUAUCAUUAUUAAGCACGAACGUUUACAAAGUUUCAAUCGUCGAGUUAUAUUCUUAAUCAUUCUAGUCUUUCUCGAUGCGUAUGGGGUGGCGAUUGGUCCUCAAGCACGUGUAAAUUUAUUGUUCUGGAUUGUGAUAUCUUCGUGUGUCUUUUUUUUCUCGUUUUUUUUUAUAUGCGUAUUAAAAACCGAUUAAAGCCCCACCAUUCGCGGUUGAUUAUUUUUAUUAAGUUUUCUACGUCAACGUCGAUUCAAAGUUCUCUUCGAGAAUUUCAACCUCGCUUCCGUAAUAUCGAAGAGAAGCAAUUAUUAUUUUAGAUUUUAUCGAGACGUUGCUCUGCGAUUCGAUUGUAUAUACACGUACACUAUUUUCCUACCUUUUUUUUUUUUUUUGCCUAUUGUUCUUUGUUACACCCCAGCCCCCCCCCAAAAAAAUGCAAGAAUAUUGUAUGUAAACUCAAUUAUUAUAAGAAGUUUUUUUUUUGUCAGUAAACGUUGUCGUAAAUCCCA